Molecule: messenger RNA, 1660 nt
Organism: Phodopus roborovskii (desert hamster)
Lineage: Eukaryota; Metazoa; Chordata; Mammalia; Rodentia; Cricetidae
Product: H-2 class I histocompatibility antigen, Q10 alpha chain
Exons: 9
Coding region: 40-1197 (385 amino acids)
Biological process (GO): antigen processing and presentation of endogenous peptide antigen via MHC class I via ER pathway, TAP-independent; antigen processing and presentation of endogenous peptide antigen via MHC class Ib; positive regulation of T cell mediated cytotoxicity
Cellular component (GO): external side of plasma membrane
Molecular function (GO): peptide antigen binding; signaling receptor binding
Source: RefSeq, a predicted model, not a curated record
CAAGAUCCGCCCAGAACCAGACACUCAGAGUCCCCAAGGAUGGAGGCCACUUUGCACCCUGCUCUCCUCCUGCUGCUGGCAGACCCUUUGUUCUGGGCUCAAACCUGCGCCGGCUCACAUUCACUGCUCAAUUUCACCACCGUCGUGUCCCGGCCGGGCCUCGGGGAGCCACGGUUCAUUUUCGUGGGCUACGUGGACAACACACAGUUAGUGCGCUUCGACAGUGUCGCAGAGACUCCCAGAGUGGAGCCGUGUGUGGGGUGGAUGGAACAGGAGAGACCUGAGUAUUGGGAGCUGCAGACCCAGAUGGCCAGGACUCAAGCGCAGCUGUCCGGAGCGAACUUGAUGACCCUGCUUCGCUAUUUCAACCAGAGCGAGGACGACUCUCACACGCUUCAGGGGAUGCGUGGCUGCAAAGUGGGGCAAGAUGGGCUCCUGCUCCACUGGUACAAUCAGCUGGCCUUUGAUGGCGAAGACUGCCUCAACCUGAACGAGGACUGGAGCUCCUGGGCAGCGACCAGAAGCACCUUAGCUCAGAUCUCGCAGCUCAAGUUAGGGGACCACUUGAAGGGCAACUGUGUGGAUUUGCUGCAGAAACACCUGGAAAAAGGGAAGGACAUGCUGCUGCGCUCAGACCCCCCAAAGACACAGAUGACCCAUCACCCCAGAUUUCAAGGUGAUGUCAUCCUAAGGUGUUGGGCCCUGGGGUUCUACCCUGCUGACAUUACCCUGACCUGGCAGUUGGAUGGGGAGGACCUGAUCCAGAAAAUGGAGUUUGUAGAGACCAGACCCACAGGGGAUGGAAACUUCCAGAAGUGGGCAGCCGUGGUGGUACCUUCUGGGAAGGAGCAAAAAUACACAUGCCAUGUGCAACAUGAGGGGCUGCCUGAGCCCCUCAUCCUGAGAUGGGAGCCUGCUAGGUACAAGAAUAUCAUGCCAACUGUUGCCACUGUUGCCACAGUUGCCACAUUUUUCAUCCUCAUUGGAGCUUUGGUGCUUUACAUACGUGUGAGGAAGGAUGCAGGUGGGAGAAGAAGGAGCGACACUCAGGAAUCAAGCAGGGACAGUGGCCAGGACUCUGGCGAGAUAGCCAUGAAUGAUGAGGAGAUGGUCCUUCCCUUUUGGAAUACUGAGUCCUGUAGGAAUCAUCCAGACCACUUCUUCAGACCUCCAGGAUUGCUUAAUCUGUCACCCUGAAAAGACAUCUUCACAGUCAACUUGAAUCACCUAGGAGCCGACCCUCUGGGUGUAUCUGUGGGGUGUUCCUAGCCAGGUUUAACCGAGGAGGAAAAAAUCAUGUUGACUAUAAGGUGGCUUCACUCAUCAGCUGGAGUCUCAAGAAAAGGCCAGCAGAACAUUGGAGCCCCCUUCCUGUUUCCUAACCAGGACAUGAGCAGGCCAUCUCCUGCCACCAUGAACAGAGACAGGUCCCACCUUUCUGUCUUGGAGAUCUGAUACCUAUCUCUUCUCUAAGUGGCUACUCAUCAGGUAUUUUGUCACAGGGAACAGGGUUGAAGACAAAGCUCCAUCCCCUCAUCCACAUCUCUCUGAGUAGCACCCCUUAAUCACUUAGGGGCCUUUUAGGGAUCUUUGGCUUUGGUGCAGAAAAGGAUUGUGGUCUAGUAGAGUUGGGGUUUAAUAAACAUUUUAUUUUAAGGUG